AUGCCUCUCGUCGUGCCCGGCAUCAUGAGCAGUUCCGACGACAAGACCCAGGUCUGGGCCAACAAGCUCGUCGGAAAGACCUUUUCGGAGACGGAAUCCAACGAGACGAUGUUUUGCAAAAAGGACCUGCCGGAGUCUCAUCGGAUUAUUAAGAAGGGUUCGAUUGUUACCAAGGAUUUCAGGCCGGAUAGAUUGAAUGUGCAUUUGAAUGAGGAUGGGACGGUGUCGCAUGUUGUUCAUGGCCUCCCCGUCGCUCCCAAGCAAAAACUCAAAUCCUCCGUCCAGCGCUCCCUCCGCAACUCGCUCCUCGCAACGUACCCGCUGCUGACGCCCUACAUUGACGAAAUCAUGCCCAAGAAGGGCUCCCUCGAGAGCAUGAAGCUGCCCGACCGCAACACGCUCUUCGUGCUCGACUCGGUGCCCCUGUUCUACCAGCAGGACGGCUCCGACCUGCUGCCGCACCUCAAGCUCGUGCACCGCUUCCCGCAGGCGUUUCCCAGCAUCCGCAUAGAUCGCGGAGCGAUUCGCUUCGUGCUGUCCGGCGCGACGCUCAUGGCGCCCGGGCUGACGUCCAAGGGCGGGAGGCUGCCUGUGGAGGGCGCGAAGCCGUUGGAGGAGGGCAAGGAGAUGGAGCAGGGCAUCGUGGAGGACGGGCGGUGGAGCAGGGAGUUGGCCAAGGGGGAGCCGGUGGUGAUUAUGGCGGAGGGCAAGGAGGAGGCGUGUGCGGUGGGCAUCUUGGUUGCGGGUACGGACGAGGUCAAGGCCAAGGGUAAGGGGCCCGUGGUGGAGGAUGCGCAUUUCUUGGGAGAUGGGCUGUGGUGUUUGCAUGCGUAG
This is a messenger RNA of Trichoderma aggressivum f. europaeum, 834 nucleotides long. RefSeq lists its product as uncharacterized. Gene Ontology annotation, molecular function: RNA binding. The record is from RefSeq and is a predicted model, not a curated record. Bases 1 to 834 code for a protein of 277 amino acids. Gene Ontology annotation, biological process: formation of translation preinitiation complex. NCBI's taxonomy places the organism in Eukaryota, Fungi, Ascomycota, Sordariomycetes, Hypocreales, Hypocreaceae. The transcript has 3 exons.